Messenger RNA from Anopheles maculipalpis, 2768 nucleotides. RefSeq names its product katanin p80 WD40 repeat-containing subunit B1 (gene kat80). The record is from RefSeq and is a predicted model, not a curated record. Gene Ontology annotation, cellular component: katanin complex. Lineage: Eukaryota; Metazoa; Arthropoda; Insecta; Diptera; Culicidae. Bases 81 to 2765 code for a protein of 894 amino acids. The transcript has 6 exons. Gene Ontology annotation, molecular function: microtubule binding. Gene Ontology annotation, biological process: microtubule depolymerization; microtubule severing.
CGAAAAGGCAUUGACUUGCUCCAGGGUCCGUACCUAGGACGUUGAUAUUUAGUGCAAACUGCAGCGCCUGCAUCUAGGAUAUGGCAUCGGUGUCCCGGAAGCUGCCGUCCAAACUAUAUGCUAUUCAAGCUCAUAGCAGCAAAGUAACAUGCCUGGACAUUGGAGAGACUGGACGAGUGCUGGUUACCGGAGGUCAAGAUCGGAACAUAAAGCUAUGGACAUUCGGUGACGAAAAGUGUUUUAUGACACUACCCGGUCACAAUUCUCCAAUCGAUUGCGUGAAAUUUGCCUACUCGGAUGACUUUGUCUACUCGGCAGACGAUACGGGAGUCAUUAAGCGUUGGAACUUAAAUGCCUCCGAUUCGAUCUCCCUGUUUGGGCACAUGAAGAGUGUUCGCACGCUAGACUUUUAUCCGUACAGUGAUUCGUACCUUGUGUCGGGUAGCAAUGACACAUCGAUACGCCUCUGGGACGUGCGGGAGAAGGUGUGCAUUAAACGCUACCGAGGUCACAUGUCACACGUUAAUUCGGUCAAAUUUUCCCCUGAUGGUUCAUGGAUUGCCUCGGCAGGUGCUGAAGGAAGUGUUAUUAUAUGGGACAUCAGAAUGAGCAAACUAUUCAUGGAGUUUACCGAACGACAGACGCCCGCAACGUGCGUAAAAUAUCAUCCCACCGAUCUGUUGAUGGCUGCCGGCCGAAGCGACGGAACGGUGGAUCUGUAUGACCUUGAGAAGCGACAGCUUAUCACACAAACACACGCGCUGCACGUUCCGGGUGCCGCCGCUGGACAACCGGUGCGUUAUAUCACCUUCGACGAGAGUGGCAAGUGUUUGUUCGUCGGCACUGGGGCCGGCAUUACGGUGGUGGGAUGGGAACCGGACCGCGAGUACGAUCGAAUCGAGUCCAACUGGUGCCAGCUGGGCGAUAUGAAGAUUGCUGGUUCAAAGCUACUGUUUGGCACAUACGAGGAAGCGUCGGUUGCAAUCCAUGCCGUGCCGUUAGGGCAGCUGCGUGCUUUCUACAACCCGCAAAGCCAAGCACACUCAUUCACCCACAACCAAAGUUCUCGCAAGAGCUUUAGCCGAGGUAGUGGCAAGGUGCGUCUUUCGAUCGGGGGAGGUGGAAGUAGCACCCGUGGUGGUGUCGGAUUCGUAUCCGAUGCGGGGCAGGAUGGGGAAACUGGCAGUGGUAAUGGUGGAGGAAUGUCGCCGAACUUGAACAUCGAAAAGAUCGACGAGGAGGACGUCACGUGCGGUAGUGUGUUUGAGUUUGAUGUACCACCUGCCAAAAGUACCCUGGACAAGGUGGGAAGUGGAAGAUUGGUGAUCGCAGGACCGUUUCCGGCAGGUCCGGUAGACAAGGUAAUUUUGUCAUCAGCUGAUUCGCUUGAAAAUAAUCAUUAUCACGUGCGCAAAGAGAUGCAGAUGUACAAUCUGACCAACGUCGACUAUUAUCCGCUACCGAAGGGAAUCGUGCCAGAGGUCGAAAAGGAAGACUUUCCCGUUAACAAUGUUCAACCACCUGACUACGCACCAAAAAGUGCUAGCCAGCCUCUGUCCGGUGGUUCGAGUUCUACGUCCAUAAACGGUAACGCUGAUGGCACCGGUAGUACUUCCAGUACUGGAAAAAGCAGCGCAACAGGUACGAACGGUCGAACUAGCAGUGUGCGUUCGAUUGCCGGUAUAGCGUUGGACCAGCGACGACCGGGUAGCAUUCAUGGUGGCGUAGGCCAUAGCCGAUCGGCGGGGAAUUUAAUUCGUCGGCUGGCCACGUCAAAAAGUACCCUUGAACUAAACAAAUUGUCCGCUGAUGAUGCGGUAACUUUCAAGAAACCGAUCAGCCGUGGUAGCUCACCCAUCAGACAUCAGAGCCACCAACCACCGUAUUACAGCAGCUGUACGGGGUCCAGUUCGAACAAAAUUCAACGUAGCGAAAGUAGUGCUCAGAUUGCGAGUCUACGCAACGGUACCAGCGGAGGCCCAGACCGUUCUACUCGACAGCAUAACGCGAACGUGAAGGUGCAAAUCGUCACCAAACCGGUUCGGUCUAAAACCUCGCUCGACAUUCGCCACCAUGGCCAACGUAACGCGAUGAGUGGACCGACGAGCGGAAUGUACGGACAGCGUGUGGCAGCCAGCAUUAAUCCGAACGCUCAGGAGGAGGUACUGACUGAUUAUCGCAGCAACAGCAACAUGGGAGUGCUAAUGCUGGAUCAACCUGGUCACGGACCACCGAUCCUUCGGUAUGACAAUUCGAGCAUAGAAUACGAAAUACAGAUGUUGCGAAACGAACACGAUACUACGCUGCAGACGCUUUGCAAUCGCUCUGCACUACUAUCUGCCAUACGGAACUACACUAAAUCGGGCGACGUAACUGGCGCGUUGAAGGUGGCAGUACGAAUGAACGAUCAGCAUAUACUUGUCGAUGUACUUGGCGCAAUAUUGGAGAAAACCUCCCAAUGGAAUCUUGAUAUGUGUGUACUGCUAUUGCCGAAGGUGUACGAUCUGCUACAGAGCGAAUAUAAAUUCCAUUGCACCCGUGCCUGCGAUACGUUACGCGUAAUACUGUCCACAUUUUUGCCCGUCAUACGGGAAAACACGGAUGCAUGGGGCGCGUGCACGAUCGGCGUCGACGUCAGUCGGGAGGAGCGUCAGAGCAAAUGUCUCGAGUGCAAGAACUGGUUGCUGCGAAUACGAAGUUUGCCAGAAAACUCUAAAGCGGGGAGUAGCUUGCAGCAGUUGCAGAACAUGAUAGUGGACAUCUGAUGG